GGGUAUAUGGAAUUUGAUGAGUGGGCAAUUGAAUUUAUUGAUACACCGCAAUUUCAAAGGUUGAAAGAAAUAAAACAAUUAGGUUCUACCUAUUUUGUUUAUCCUGGUGCAAGUCAUAAUCGCUUCGAACAUAGUUUAGGAACUGCGCAUCUUGCUCAAACAUUUACAAAAAUAUUACAGCAAAAAGGCUCUGGAAAAACGGAAAAUGCAGAAAAUGCAGAAAGUGACUUAAAAUGUGUGACUUUGGCAGCUUUAUGUCACGAUCUGGGACAUGGACCAUUUAGUCACGUAUUCGAUAACAUCGUUAUACCAAAAUUAAUAGGUCCAAAAAAAUGGAAACAUGAAAAUGGGUCAAUAAUGAUGCUAGAGGAUCUUAUUAAAGAACUGAGAGAGUCGGAAGCGAAUUCUUUCGAACUAGAAGCAGAAGAGGAAAAAUUCAUCAAGGCACUUAUUAUGGGAAAAUCAGAUGAAAUAUCAGCUGGAAUUGAUAGGCCCAAAUACCUAUUUGAUAUAGUCAACAAUAAAGAUAAUUCAGUGGAUGUUGACAAAUUUGAUUAUAUUAGUCGAGAUUGUUACAAUUUGAACAUGAAAUCUUUGUUUGACUCUUCACGAUUAAUGAAGUUCUCUUGCGUUAUAGAUGACAGUAUCGCCUAUAACCACAAGGAAUGCUUUAACAUUUAUGAAAUGUUCCACACGCGUUAUUCAUUGCACAAGAGAGUGUAUAGCCAUCGCGUUAACAGAGCAAUUGAUUAUAUGAUAGCGGAUGCACUUGUAAAAUCAGAUCCAUACUUUAACAUCAAAGGUGCAAUUGAGGAUCCUAAAAAAUAUAUCAAACUGAAUGAUUCUAUUUUAAGUACUAUCGAACAUUCUGAUUGCGAGGAAUUAAGUGAUUCAAGAAAUAUUGUAAAGCGAAUUAGACGGAGAAAUUUAUACAAAUAUGUGUCUGAAUGUUUAAUCCCGAAAAAUCUUAAAAAUAUAGUUACGAAGGAAAGAUUAGAAAAAUAUUUUAAAGAUAAAUUAAAUAAUGAGGUAAUUAACGACUUAAUUAUCGAUCAGCCAGGAUUAGAUUAUGGAGAAAGAGACGAAAAUCCUGUAGAAAAAAUCACGUUCUAUGACAAGAAAGAAAAUAAUGAACAAUUCAAACUUAAACGUGAUCAAUUAAGUUAUCUUGUUCCAGAACAAUUUGAAGAAUUAGUACUGCGUGUUUUCGUACGCACAAAUAAUGAG
This is a messenger RNA of Racocetra persica, 1227 nucleotides long. The record is from the annotation of a GenBank genome assembly. NCBI's taxonomy places the organism in Eukaryota, Fungi, Glomeromycota, Glomeromycetes, Diversisporales, Gigasporaceae.